CCGUUGGCUGCCCGCGUGCUCUGAGUCACAGAUGCGGGCGGGUCGAUGGGGGGCGCCAGGGAGCAGCAGUCGGGCCUGGGUUGGGCUAGGCUCUGGGCACUCGCGGCACUUCUCCUCCGCCUACACUUCCUGGCUCUGGCUGCCCAGGACACUCAGCCCUUGUCAGAGGUCUGCGGCAGGCCUGCGUACAGAGGGAAGAUCUUUGGAGGUAAUAAGGCAAACCCUGAACGGUGGCCAUGGCAAGCCAGUCUGCUUCUGCAUGGCAGGCACAUCUGUGGAGCUUCCCUCAUCGACAGAAAUUGGGUGAUCUCUGCAGCCCACUGCUUCCAAAGGUCCCACAGCCCAUCUGACUACAGAGUCCUGCUGGGCUACAACAAGCUGAGCAGUCCCACGAACUUCAGCCUGCAGAUGACAGUGUAUAAGCUUAUUGUCCAUGAAGACUAUGACAAAAUACACCGCAUGUCAAGAGACAUUGUCCUGAUGCAACUGCAUCGGCCUGUGGAAUUCAACUCCCACGUUCUCCCUGUUUGUCUCCCAGACAGCAGCUUGAACCUGGAUCCCUUUGCUUCCUGCUGGAUAACUGGCUGGGGGAUGCUUACGGAAGACACAUUCCUGUCUGCACCCUUCCAGCUGCAGGAGGGGGAGAUGGCUCUCAUAAGCCGUGAGCACUGUGCAGAAUAUUAUGAACUUCCACCUGGUGUUGAGGACCCCAAUCCCUAUGUGGUAAAGGAGGACAUGCUGUGUGCUGCGGAAUUUGCAACAGAGAGAUCUGUCUGCAGAGGAGACUCUGGGGGACCCCUUGUCUGCCCGGUACAAGGUAUCUGGUACCUGAUAGGAGUGAGCAGUUGGAGCGCACCGUGUUUAAGACCUGUGGGCCCCAGCGUCUUUGCCAAUGUCACCUACUUUGCCAACUGGAUCAAAGAACAGAAGCAGGCCAGUCCUCCACCUGAAGUCGCCGUGGCUCCUCCUCAGGAAAAACCCCCAGCACUGACUGGCUUAAAUGCUCGGGACACUGUUGUCAAGCCCCAGAUAUUCAUAGUCCUGCUGUCUUCUCAGAUCUUCCUGCUACAGCUCAUUUUGCUCAGGAACCUGUGAUGGACCCAUACCCCCCUAAUGUCCAGGCUUUUCCCACAAGCCUCCUGGCUGAGUUCUGUACUACCCUUCCAUGCUUCUAUCUCUUGGCUUGUCUGUCCAUCUGGGGCCAACUAUGUUCCAAGACAGACAAAAUAAAAAUUAAUGAAGAAGGA
Molecule: messenger RNA, 1247 nt
Organism: Chinchilla lanigera (long-tailed chinchilla)
Lineage: Eukaryota; Metazoa; Chordata; Mammalia; Rodentia; Chinchillidae
Product: serine protease 40-like
Exons: 5
Coding region: 46-1095 (349 amino acids)
Biological process (GO): proteolysis
Molecular function (GO): serine-type endopeptidase activity
Source: RefSeq, a predicted model, not a curated record